Molecule: messenger RNA, 804 nt
Organism: Acanthosepion pharaonis
Lineage: Eukaryota; Metazoa; Mollusca; Cephalopoda; Sepiida; Sepiidae
Source: the annotation of a GenBank genome assembly
AUGCUUAUCUUUUCUAAAAAUAUUUAUCUUUGUGUUUUCUUACUUUAUUUUAAUUUCCCUAUUCUGCUCAUAUUUCCCCCUUUUUAUUUUUACUUGACUAACAUUGGCCAUUUUUCUUUCUUUUUAUUUGCAUAUUCCAGUCUCUUUUUUUUGUCUAUUUCUUCUAAUUUGCAUAUUCAAGUCACUUUCUUUCUUUUAAUUUGCAAAAAAAAUAUUUUGGUCUCUUUCUAUUUAUUUGCAUAUUCUGGUCUCUUUCCUACUUUUUAUUUGCAUAUUCCAGUCUCUUUCAUUCUUUUUAUUUGCAUAUUCUAUCUCUUUCUUUCAAUUUGCAUUUUUGGAUCUCUUUCUUUUAAUUUGAAUAUUCUUGUCACUUUUAUUUCUCUUAAUUUUCAUAAAAAAUAUUCUGGUCUCUUUCUAUUUAUUUGCAUAUUCUGGUUUCUUUCUUUCUUUCUUUCUUUGUCUUUUUAUUCCUGGUUCUUAUUAUUCUCUUUCUCUCUCUCUUUCAAUUUCUAUCAAUUCCUUUCUUUCUUAUUCUUUCUUUCUGCUUAUUUUUCUCUCUCUUUCUCUCUCUCACCGUCAGCUCUUUCAAAUUUAUUUACUUUUCCUUCACUGACUAAAAUAGACUCUCCUCCAUUACUUGAUCUGUCUCUUUUUACCAAUAUCUUUCUUCCAAUCUCUCUUUUUCUUUUUACUGUCAGUAUUACCCAUAAUUCCAUUCUCUUCCUCUCUGCAACUUUCCAUUUCUUCUUGUCAUUCCAAACGCUCUUUUUCUCACUUUCAUUCCACUGCCUCCCUUCUUGCUGA